AUGGGUAGAAGCGGAUUUAUUCGCCGCCGGUCACCAAGUCCGACAUCUCGAUCUCGAUCUCGAUCGAGACAUCAUUACUCUACUCUGACGACGGAAUCGUACCAUCACAUUCGGGAACAAAGCCGUAGUCGGAGUCGGAGUCGGAGUCAGAGUCGUAGCGGGACGAGGUUCUAUCAUUCUCGUGCUCUGUUCCACCCUGAAUCAUCAAGAAAUUACUCUGACGAUUAUGAUCUUCGGAGACUGAUUUCGAGUCGAACCCACAACGAUGAUUACCGAUAUGACAGGCCAAAGUACGAUCACAAUUCCGAUCACCACGAGCCAGCGCCGUCGAAUUUCUACCGUUAUGAUCGUGUCGACCAUGAAUGUAAUAAUAGACGUGAUGGUUAUUAUCGGAGAAGAAGCUAUCGUCCACCAAGUCUAAGAGAGCCCAGAAAUUUCUCCAAUCCAAGGCAAUUAGACCCGGAACCAUCAAAUCACGGUUACCGCCGGAGGUACCAUCCAUAUUCUGAUCGGAAUCACUGGAACGAGAAUAACCCACCCCGGCCCAAGCCUAUUUCCGAUUACAAUCACCGGAGGUCGCAACGGCGGUGGAGUGAUCGGAAUCAGCAGACACCUCGCCGGAGCAGAACAAUUCAUUCUAAUCAUCGUUGCAAUCUUAGUCACCAGGAUCAGCAACAGUAUUACGAAAGCAGAACAAGAAGAAGGAGAAGCCACGGUCCAGCUCCAUGUGAACAAUUGUCCUCCUCAUUCAGGCGACAUGACAAUCGGAGAAUCCCCGCCCCAAACACAACCACCACCGUCAAUCCUCAUCCGCCGUCGGAAUUCGACCGGAUAAUCAAUAGUCCUAGUUAUUCCGACGAUGUGAGUUGUGAGCUUAGCCCAGGUCCUGGAUUAGACGAUUUCAACUACAGUCCACCUUUUUCUCCAAGUCCGUGCCCAAGCGCCCUGAACUCGCCUUACUAUGACCCGAAUUGUCCUCGGAGCUGCAGUCCGGUUUUCGAGAAUAGUCCCGACACUAGUCCCCGUAGCUCUCCCGGCCCGGCGGCCGCCCCUACACUAGGAGCUGGCGCAGAUCUGCACGCCCCGGCGCGGUUCUCCCUCGCCGGCCGGGGCGGUGGUGGCGCCAUUUUCUUCGCCGCCGGACGCUGGGGUGGCGAGAAAAGUCUCGCUAGGAUGAGAUAUCGCCUCUUGAGGGAUCUGGACAUCGGCAUGCAGUUACGCGCAAUCUCUUACACUCCUGGUGAUUCCAGUGUUCGUGUCGGCCCACAGAGUACUCUUUUUAGAGGUCACAGUACUACUCUUCAGCAUGCAGGCCCGCAGAGUACUAUUUUUAGAGGUCCCCCUCUGACUACUCAGCCUCGUUCCCAUUUUGGUGGCGCAUCCAUUGGUGCCUCUAUCCAUCCUGAGGCAGCUGCAUCGUCAUCAGGUACUAGCAGACGGUCUAAGUUUUCUACCCAAGAAACUGAUGAUUGGGUUGUGACGAACGACGUACCUGGCGGGCCAUGUGAUGGGUCAGUGAUUCCUAGUUUUCUUGGCCACACUGCUUAUCAGUUGUGGAAUGGAGAACCAAGAGAUUACCUGACAAUGAAGCCAGCGAAGAAGAGUUUGUCUAGAUUGCAUGGAUGGUAUGCGAGGUUGCCGGAGAACGCACAGUUGCAGAUUCAGAAUACCGGACAGACAGCUAUAGAUUACCUUGACUGGUACAGGAGCCAUUCACAUCCAUUUCUACUGCCGGAGUCCGUACCGUCUACAUCACGCAUCCCAGGGAAGAACUGCACCACUUACUGGAUGCGUGAGAUGGAGAGGUUGACUCGAGGUUGCAUCGACGAUUUGAAGAAACUCGAUCUGGGUCUUGAUGAGGAGUGGGAUACUCGCCUGGAUGAUGUCAUCUUCCGACAUAGUCAGGCCCCAUGA
This is a messenger RNA of Oldenlandia corymbosa var. corymbosa, 1914 nucleotides long. Lineage: Eukaryota; Viridiplantae; Streptophyta; Magnoliopsida; Gentianales; Rubiaceae. The record is from the annotation of a GenBank genome assembly.